Didymodactylos carnosus is the source of this 672-nucleotide messenger RNA. NCBI's taxonomy places the organism in Eukaryota, Metazoa, Rotifera, Eurotatoria, Philodinida, Philodinidae. The record is from the annotation of a GenBank genome assembly.
AUGAGACUUAGUGCCGAAACACAACAUUUAUUGGCUAGUAUUGAAGAUCGGACAGAUAUUGAUUGGAUGGAUAUCAUAUCGGGUUUACAAACAAAACUCAUUACUGAAGCGAUCGGUGAGAAUGCGACAGAAGAUGAAGUUCAACAUGGUUUGAGAAUCAUCCGAAGUGCUCAACAAUUAUAUGCCAAUGAUGAUGAAUUUCGUACAUUAUCUCUUUACGUUCGAUAUAAUCGUGCUCGAGUGGGUGAUUUAACAAUGGGUGAUCGAGCAAUUGACAUUGAUCUAUUGAAUAUGGAUGUGCCACAAUUGAAUGAACUGAUGGAUUAUUAUCAAGGUCGUGCGGAUAUCGUCACUGUAUACAUUGAAGAAGCUCAUGCAACUGAUGAAUGGCCAAUUGGUAGUCGUAUAUGUUAUCUGCAACCGAAAUCAGAUGCUGAUCGAAUUCGUAUUGCCGAUGAUUUUAUAAAAUCAACGGGAUAUCGCAUUCUAUUGUUGAUUGAUCCUGUUUCACGAAAUAAUCCAUUCAGUCAAGUCUAUGCUCCAUGGCCGAUUCGAUUCUAUGUGAUCGAUCAAAUGAAGAACCUCUCAUAUAUUGCUCAACCAAUUCAAGGUUCAUUUCCAUUGGAAUUCAUCAGAAAUGCAUUAGAUCAAGCUAUUGUACAACAGUCAUAG